AUGGACGCAGACGGAAGCCUAACGAUCUUAGAACUCGCGGCGCUUCUCCGGUCACUCGGCCUCAAACCUUCCGGCGACCAAAUCCACGUGUUGUUAGCCAGCAUGGACGCGAACGGCAACGGUUUUGUGGAAUUCGACGAGCUCGUAGGCGCCAUACUUCCCGACCUAAACGAGGAGAUCCUAAUCAACUCCGAGCAAUUACUCGGCAUUUUCAAGUCAUUCGACAGAGACGGCAAUGGAUUCAUUAGCGCGGCUGAAUUGGCAGGAGCCAUGGCCAAAAUGGGACAACCAUUGACGUAUAAAGAAUUAACGGAGAUGAUCAAAGAAGCUGAUACGAAUGGUGAUGGUGUUAUUAGCUUUGGUGAAUUUGCUUCUAUUAUGGCCAAAUCUGCUGUUGAUUAUUUCGGUUUAAAAGUCAAUACAUGA
Microthlaspi erraticum is the source of this 426-nucleotide messenger RNA. The record is from the annotation of a GenBank genome assembly. NCBI's taxonomy places the organism in Eukaryota, Viridiplantae, Streptophyta, Magnoliopsida, Brassicales, Brassicaceae.